GAACGCGUCAAGAAGUCGUGGUCGAGAGUGUGCAGCUGCUAGUCAAAGGACAACUAGAAAAGAAAAAUAAAUAACAAAUAUUAUUAAUAAAUGUGCAAACUGUGAGACAACGAAAAAGCGUUAAGCCUAAGAAAACAUUGCGUUUCAUAAUUAAUAUACAAUACAUGACGGAUACCGUAAAUGUCAUCGAUUCUAAUAAAUAGAUAACCAAGUUGCCAACUAUGUGUUCCAGCAUAUUUGGGCUCCUUGUGCUUGUGGUACUUGUAAUCACAACAAAUGCUGCUCAUCUUCAUCGCAUACGCCGCCAAAAUCGCUCCGAUCAGCUGCUGGCCAGCAUUGGAAUACACGCCCAAGCCUACAAACCUGUUCGUGAACCCAUGUCGAAAGCUUUGCCAGCGUACACGAAUAUAGAUCGAGAUUUUCGCCAUUUGUUUAUCCAAACUCGGACAACGACUCUCAACUGGGCUCUACAAGAUAUGGAUGCGCUUUACAAAAGCAGCAGACGCGAGGGAAAAAUGCAAACUCCAAUUCCUGGUCAAGUACCGUUUCCCUGCCCGUUGAACAACACACGAUCGCGCAUUGUGCCCAUAUCGGUGGAGCGUUUACGGCCCGGUGAUAUAGACAUCAUAGCUGCCAUUGGUGACUCACUGUCGGCUGGCAAUGGCAUUAUGUCGCAUAGUGCCCUCGACGUGAUCAACGAAUUUCGGGGCCUGGGCUUUUCGGGUGGCGGCAUGGGCAACUGGCGGAAUACUCUAACCUUGCCCAACAUACUGAAAGAAUUCAAUCCGCAGCUCUAUGGCUAUGCCACUGGCCACAGUCUGGUCGUGAAUCAUAAGAUAUCACGCCUGAGCAUUGCCGAGCCCAUGGUCAUGUCCCAUGACUUGCUCUAUCAGGCACGUGUGCUAAUCGAUCUACUGCAGCGAGAUCCACAUGUCGAUAUGCAGCGUCACUGGAAGCUGCUCACCGUGUACGUGGGCAACAACGAUGUCUGCUCCGACAUGUGCCACUGGACCGAUCCACAAUCGUUGCUCGAUCAGCAUGCCCGCGAUCUGCGCCAAGCUUUUCGACUACUACGCGACAAUGUGCCCCGGCUGGUCAUCAAUAUGAUAGCGGUGCCCAAUGUGCCGCUCACAAUGAGCCACCUGAAACAGGUGCCGUUCGAAUGCUUUCUAGUGCAUCGUAUUGCCUGCCACUGCUUGAUGAGCGAUCGCCUCAGUCGGGAGCAACUGGAGCAGCGCAUGGACACGAUACGGCGAUGGCAGCAGCUGGAUUUGGAUGUGGCACGACUGCCCGAAUUUCAGCGCAAGGAUUUCGCCAUUAUUGGCCAUCCCCUGAUCACCAAUCUGACAACGCCCUUGUUGCCCAAUGGCAACACCGAUUGGCGCAUCUUCUCCCACGACUGCUUUCACUUUAGCCAGCGUAUGCACGCGAUCGUCUCCAACAUGCUGUGGAACAGCAUGCUUCUGCCAGAUGAACAGAAGCCACGACCCAAUAUCCUACCGAAACUCUUUGAGAAGUUUCUCUGCCCCAGCAAAGAACAGCCCUUCCUUGUGGUGCGGCCCAGUUGAGAAUGGAUUGUCCAAGUAAAACUUGGAUGGUGAAUGGUAUUCUAAAUACUCGAGCAGCGAGGAGUAGCACUGGAUUAGGAGUAGCACAGCCCUUAAAUAACCAAGUUAAGAGAUUAACUUGCCAUUAAUUCCUAUAUAUUUUUUUGGUGUUAAAAUUGCACUGAGGCAUCACCAAAUUUCUUUCCUAUGGCUGACAGGGCAUAAAAUUCAUCUCCACAUUGUUAAUUUUCGAUGGAAAAUGUUGAACGAUAUUUGGUUUGAAAAUAUAUUAAACGAAACUGAA
Messenger RNA from Drosophila grimshawi, 1851 nucleotides. RefSeq names its product phospholipase B1, membrane-associated. NCBI's taxonomy places the organism in Eukaryota, Metazoa, Arthropoda, Insecta, Diptera, Drosophilidae. The transcript has a single exon. The coding region runs from base 222 to 1568 and encodes 448 amino acids. Gene Ontology annotation, biological process: phospholipid metabolic process. The record is from RefSeq and is a predicted model, not a curated record. Gene Ontology annotation, molecular function: glycerophospholipase activity.